ACCGGCCAAUCGCGGAGGUGGAGUGGAAUUGCGCCAACAAGAGUCUCGAGUAUUGGCGAGCAUGCACUUCAACUUGCAAUACAGAUACAAAGCCAACAACCCCGAGGCACAUCUGCCAGAGAGACAACUCGAUUUCUCGGAUGUAUCGUAGCGUCAUGUGUCUUCUAUGACUGCAUUCGGAAUCGCAGAGGUGAACAUGGAUGCCCGCCGCUGGAACAUAUGCUGAAGACAUUCUGCGAUGAUCAUUUGAGGUGUUCUUUUAGUGACUGUUCGAACCGCGUGUGUACAGGCACAAGACUCUCUCAUGGCAUGGAACAUCGCACUAAGUACGGCAAGACCAUUGGCGCGGGUCAAUUCACAUCAGAUCUUGCUGCAGAGUCACACCUACCGAUUUGGAUCUCGCUUGUCAAAGAGGAAAUCGAUAUGUGCGAGAACGAACACCUGGAAGCUCUGAACGAGGAACCGCGAGAAAUUUCUAGCAGCCGGAUAGCGAGCAACUUGCAUUAUGAACAAAUGGACGACUCUUUCACGGACCUGGGAACAGCGGCGCGUUUGAUUAGUCAUGUGAGCUGUUUUGGUUGUCUGGUUGAUAUCCCACGACAUCCUCUGCCAUGCGGUCAUGUGCUUUGCGACAAUUGCAUCAGAAGUUGUGGCCGGAAAACUCAUGGCAAAAUACAACUGGAGCUUUGUCCGCUAUAUAUGCACACCAGCUUCGAACCACCUUGGGAAGUCACUUGUCUAUCGGAUGACGUAGGCGUACGAGUACUUUCCCNNCUCGACGGAGGCGGUAUGCGAGGCAUCAUGGAGCUUGAGGUCUUACGAGCAAUCGAGAAAGUCCUAGGAGGGAACAUACGCAUACAAUCGUUUUUCGAUCUGGUUGUCGGCACAAGUACAGGAGGCAUUAACGCUCUGGCUUUGGGAGUGAAGCAAUGGUCUGUUCGCUAUUGCAUCGAGAUGUUUGAGAAGUUCUGUGACCAAGCCUUUACUGAGCGCGAGUUCAGAGGGCUAUGGGGCUUCGAACAAGCUGCCUUGUUGAAUCAUGGCAGCAAGUACAAAGCAACGCCUCUCCACAACGUCCUGAGAGAGACGCUGGGUAGGAGUCCUCUAUUCGGCGCUAACCACUCUCUGAAUGCAUUCAAAACCAAAGUCGCCGUCACGGCUACCUCUGCUGAUGGUAAUGAGGCCAUGAUCAUGGCUAACUAUAAUCGUCAGCGAACUUCAGGAGAUAGUCCAACCUUUGUCAGGCCAGAAAAUUCCUCACAUGAGCUCGAAGUCUGGGAAGCAGCAGCAGCGACAUCUGCAGCGCCUUUCUAUUUCAAGCCUUAUACUCACACAAGGACCGGAACGGGUUACAUCGACGGAGGAUUAUAUCACAACAAUCCAAUACACGUUGCAAAUAGGGNNGAGCGAAAGCUUCUUUGGCCUGCCAUCGCGAACAAGCAUCCUGAUAUGCUGUUGUCAAUUGGCACAGGCCAAAACCUGUCGGAGUCACGAAGAGAGGCGUUUGAACGGCGUUCACCAAGCCCUCAAGACGAAAAAAACACCAAGUNNGCUCCAACAAACAAGUCAGGAGGCAUACGCCGUACCUUCACGGCAUUGUAUCAACGAUUCGAUAACAUACUUGACGCUGAAUCCGCCUGGACCGAGUUCGUCGCCGACAUAGACAAUCGGAACGAUGGCUUCCCAAGCCCUUAUAUACGCCUCAAUCUGGAUCUCAAGAGCAAGCUACCGCCUUUCGAUGCCAAAGACAAGUUUCAAGAGUUUCGGGCCGAUGUCAGGCGGAGACUCAAGGAGUCGGAUGUGGUGCAGAUGACCAAAGACAUUGCUUGCUCUCUUGUGGCAAGCUCUUUCUACUUCAAGCUGGUUAAGACUGUACCACUGCGAGGCGGUAGCUUCAUGUGUACGGGCUAUAUCUGCUGCAAAUUUGAGGAAGGCUCAUCGAAUUUGAAAGCUCUCGGCGAGUUUUUGUCAAAGCAGCGCACGCCAGAUUUCAUGCCGGAGUUGGUUGUCCAAGAUACCUCGAGAUGUGUUUCUGGCAGAAGUACAGCGGCAAGAGGGACACAUCAGAUGCACGAUAGAUCAAGUGAAAGUCCAACAACACCAUCUCGAUCAUCGCAGGUCAGGCCAUCCCUCCCACCAAGGCCUGACUCUGCAUCACAGCCAUAUCCCUAUGCAGCACGUUCUCGUAUGGACUCUGCAGUUGAGCUUCCCCAUCAUGCUCGUGUGCCGAAACCACCACAGCAAUCUUCAACGCCAGAACCCCAUGCAAGACCUCAAAGUGUACCAGUAUAUCAAGCAUUCUCAUACGAGCGACCGGCGCCUAGAAAUGAUAUGCCUAUACAUUUGGUAGAGCGUGCUGCGAGAAAGGUUCAGUUUGAGGAUGAGCGCAAGUUGCAAAAGAGUCGCAGUGGAGAGAAAAGG
Messenger RNA from Aureobasidium musti, 2421 nucleotides. The record is from the annotation of a GenBank genome assembly. Lineage: Eukaryota; Fungi; Ascomycota; Dothideomycetes; Dothideales; Saccotheciaceae.